GAGGAGGGACCGUUACCCUGAGGCGACGCAGCCUGGCGGCGGGAGGGCGCGUGAGGCCCGGUGACUGCACUGGGUGGGGUCUGUCCUCGCGCCCGCACAACCCCCCGCUCCGCAGUGCCCGCCGCGUGAGCCCGGCUCGCGCCGGGGUCCGGGUCCCUGUCCCUGCGCCACCGCCGCCUCGUCCCCGGCUGAGGCCCCGAGCAGCGCCCCCCCUUCCCGGCGAUGCCCUUGGCCGGGCUGGGCGCCGGCAGGUGAUUCCCCAGCGUCCGCCGCUCGUGCGAUCCGCCGCCGCCGCCGCCAUGGGGGACGGGGAUGUCAACUCCAACCUGCUCUUCGCCCGCAGCCCCGGGGACGCGCAGCUGGACAGGGCGGUCGGGCAAUGGCUCAGCUGGGACAAGAACCCUAAAACGAAAGCGCAGAUUGAAAACCUGGUACGGAAUGGGAUGAACAAGGAGCUGCGGGAUCGCCUCUGUUGCAGGCUGACCUUUGGGACUGCUGGACUUUGUUCUGCCAUGGGGGCAGCUUUUGCUACAUUAAUGACCUUAGUGAUCCAGUCAACACAGGGAAUGUGCAGAUACCUUGAGAGGUGUUUUCAGACUUCAGGCAGAGAGGCUUCGUUGUUGGAUAUGACACGCGAGGUCAGGUGACCAGCAGCUGCAGCAGUAAGAGGUGUCCAUUGUGGAAGGCAUAUAACCUCUCAUGGGCUGGCGCUGAACUGCUGCACAGAUCUUACGUGGUUUGAUCACAUUGUUCCUUGUGGACUCGAAGGGACGGGUGUCACCUCGCUGAGCGAAGAACUCCAGAGACAUGUCAGUUGAUGAAAUCACUGAGCCUUUUCUGGACGCUUUUGAAGAAGUGUUUCAGUGCUCCCUAACUUCCCAUGAGGAAUCUAUCGGAUAAAGGGCUCCGAGUGCCUCACUUACCUGUGGAAAUGUGAAUAUUUCUUUGGUGCUUUCAUGGUGUUACUAGAAAUCCAGCUUGCUUGUUCCAUCUUCCUAUCAGCAAUUAAAUACGUGUAACAAACUGUA
Molecule: messenger RNA, 1028 nt
Organism: Malaclemys terrapin pileata
Lineage: Eukaryota; Metazoa; Chordata; Testudines; Emydidae
Product: glucose 1,6-bisphosphate synthase-like
Exons: 4
Coding region: 300-647 (115 amino acids)
Molecular function (GO): glucose-1,6-bisphosphate synthase activity
Source: RefSeq, a predicted model, not a curated record